ACUGUCUAGAAUAACCCCCAAGGGAGAAGCAGCAACCAUGAACACUCAACAGAUGGAGCAGAUGGGCCAGUUCAAGAUCACAGUCUGGGAGGAGGAGAACUUCCAGGGAAAGCGCUGUGAGUUCAUGCUGGAGUGCCAGAACAUCAUGGAGAGGGGCUUCAACAAGAUCCGCUCUAUCAAGGUUGAGAACGGACCUUGGGUGGGUUAUGAGUACCCAGAGUUCCAGGGACAGCAGUUUAUCCUGGAGAAGGGAGACUACCCUCGCUACGAGGCCUGGAGUGGAAACAGCAGCUACAGAACCGAGCACAUGCUGUCCUUCAGACCCAUCAAGUGCGCUAACCACAGUGACAGCAAGGUGACCCUGUACGAGUGUGAGGACUUCCAGGGCCGUAAGUUUGAGAUGUGCGAUGACUACCCCUCCCUACAGGCCAUGGGCUGGUGCAGCAAGGAGGUGCCUUCUAUCAAAGUCAACUCAGGAGCCUGGGUGGCCUACCAGUUCCCUGGUUACCGUGGCUACCAGUACAUCCUGGAGAGAGACAGACACCAAGGCGAGUACAGAAACUACAAUGAGUACAGCACCCAGGCUCACACCAACCAGGUGCAGUCCAUCCGUAGGAUCCAGCACUAAGCCUUCACUCUGCCUGACCCAACCCUGAAAAAAAAAACUCUCCCCGAACCCCUUCCUCAUCUUGAACCCCGGACAGACCGCUGUCACAGAACACUAGAUGGACAAACCCUUUCUAUCACUCUGUGGCUCUGCAUGUAUGGAUAUCUAAC
Seriola dumerili (greater amberjack) is the source of this 777-nucleotide messenger RNA. It is a transcript of the gene cryba2b, whose product is annotated as crystallin beta A2. The coding region runs from base 38 to 628 and encodes 196 amino acids. Gene Ontology annotation, molecular function: structural constituent of eye lens. The transcript has 5 exons. Lineage: Eukaryota; Metazoa; Chordata; Actinopteri; Carangiformes; Carangidae. Gene Ontology annotation, biological process: lens development in camera-type eye; visual perception. The record is from RefSeq and is a predicted model, not a curated record.